AUGGGGAUUACAGUCAUGGAAGUGAUGGUGGUGGUGGAGGAGGACAUGGGGGAUAUGGUGGAUCCGGAGGAGGAGGAGGAGGGUGGACACGGUGGAGGAGGUGGAGGGCAUGGUGGUUCUGGAGGUGGAGGACAUGGGGGCUAUGGUGGAUCUGGAGGUGGAGGUGGACACGGUGGAGGAGGUGGAGGGCAUGGUGGUUCUGGAGGUGGAGGACAUGGGGGCUAUGGUGGAUCUGGAGGAGGAGGUGGAGGGCAUGGUGGUUCUGGCGGUGGAGGACAUGGAGGCUAUGGUGGACAUGGUGGAUCAGGAGGAGGAGGUGGACAUGGUGGAGGACAUGGAGGAGGGGGUGGAGGCGGAGGACAUGGAGGAGGGGGUGGAGGUGGAGGACAUGGAGGAGGUGGGCAUGGUGGUUCUGGUGGCGGAGGUUAUAGUGUUACUGAAGGAGGUGGUCAUGGGGGUGGCUCCGGAGGCGGAGGACACGGAGGUGGUGGUCAUGGGGGUGGCUCUGGAGGCGGUGGACACGGAGGUGGUGGUCAUGGAGGUGGUUCUGGAGGCGGAGGACACGGAGGUGGUGGUCAUGGCGGUGGUGGUCAUGGGGGUGGUGGUCAUGGGGGUGGUGGUCAUGGGGGUGGCUCUGGAGGCGGAGGACACGGAGGUAGUGGUCAUGGGAGUGGUUAUGGUGGCGGUGGUCAUGGGGGUGGCUCUGGAGGCGGAGGACACGGAGGUGGUGGUUACGGUAGCGGAUAUGGUGGACACGGUGGUCACGGUGGUUCUGGAGGUCAUGGCGACAGCAGCGGUUACACGGAUGGCCAUGGAGACGGUGGUUACGGCGGUUACGGUGGUGGUGGUUUUGGCUACGGUGGUUAUGGGCAUAGUUAUCACAAGUAA
Molecule: messenger RNA, 888 nt
Organism: Vespa crabro (European hornet)
Lineage: Eukaryota; Metazoa; Arthropoda; Insecta; Hymenoptera; Vespidae
Product: glycine-rich protein DOT1-like
Exons: 2
Coding region: 1-888 (295 amino acids)
Source: RefSeq, a predicted model, not a curated record